Molecule: messenger RNA, 2196 nt
Organism: Lodderomyces theae
Lineage: Eukaryota; Fungi; Ascomycota; Pichiomycetes; Serinales; Debaryomycetaceae
Gene: BDF1
Product: chromatin-binding protein
Exons: 1
Coding region: 1-2196 (731 amino acids)
Biological process (GO): regulation of DNA-templated transcription; chromatin remodeling
Cellular component (GO): chromatin; nucleus
Source: RefSeq, a predicted model, not a curated record
AUGUCACAGAUACUGCCUGCUACCAACACGCCGGUUCAAACACCUUCGACUGAGAAGUUUCACGAUGAACACUUGGGAGAUCACAUUGAGCAUACUGAAACGAGUCUAGAAGGCAAAUCCACAAAGACAGAAGGACAUCAGGAAGACACUGAAGAGGGAAACAUUGACGAUUCUACACUAGAGCAACCGCAACAAGUACCAUCUCAUGAACCACUUUCACCUCCAAACCCUUCACCAACUCCGGAAAAGAGAAAAUUGGAAGACAAUGAAGCAAAUGGUGGAGAGCAAACAUCUGAAAAUGUUAAUACAGAACCAGAGCUGAAGAAGCUCAAAGUGGGUGAAGAGGAGGUGGCUCAAACUGAGGAGAAGAACGAUACGCAACCCUCGGUGGAUGGAUCAACGGAGACUCAUGAUAAUAACAGUGACAGCAAGCCAGCUGAGAGUAGUGAAGAGCAGAAAGUUGAGCAACCAGAAGCAUCAAAAGACUCCGCAAAUGGAGCUACAACAACUCAUCCACAGCAAAAUUCGCCACUUCCAGUAUUCACAGAGCCAGCACCAAAGCCAGCACCAGAACCAGAUAUGAACAACCUACCCGACCAACCUAUGCCCCCUCACCAAUCCAAAUUUGCAUUACACACAAUAAAAGCCAUAAAACGCCUAAAAGAUGCCGUCCCAUUUCUAGCACCAGUUGAUACAAUAAAGUUGAAUGUCCCCUUUUAUUACAACUACAUUCCUCGCCCCAUGGACUUGUCAACUAUCGAACGCAAAAUUACUGCCAAUGCCUAUGAAGACAUUUCCCAAGUGGUUGAUGAUUUCAAUUUGAUGGUUAACAAUUGUAAAAAAUUCAAUGGAGAAGCUGCAGGCAUUUCAAAAAUGGCUACAAAUAUACAAGCUCAUUUUGAAAAACACAUGCUAAAUGUGCCACCAAAGGAAUUACCUGAAGGAGCAUUCAUUCCCAAGCUGAAAUCUGGUUCUGAUGAAGCGACAAUUACCAGUAGGAGGAAAGUUGUUGCUGAUUCGAAUUACAGACAAAGAAGUGACUCAGUAGCAACUGCACGACCAAAGAGAACCAUCCAUCCACCAAAAUCAAAAGAGUUGCCAUACGACGUAAGACCAAGGAAGAAGAAGUUUGCAGCCGAAUUGAGGUUUUGCAACCAAACCAUAAAGGAGUUGAUGUCAAAAAAACACUACAAUUACAAUUUCCCCUUUUUGGCACCUGUUGACCCCGUUGCUCUCAAUCUUCCAAAUUACCAUGAAGUCAUCAAGGAACCAAUGGACCUCGGUACCAUUCAAUCCAAAUUGACCAACAAUUUGUAUGAAAAUGCUGACGAAUUUGAGAAGGAUAUCAGGUUGAUGUUUCGCAAUUGCUAUACUUUUAAUCCUGAAGGAACUGAUGUCAAUAUGAUGGGACACAGGUUAGAGGCAAUUUUUGACAAGAAAUGGGCAAAUAAGCCUGUUCCAGAACCAACACCGCAACAUUCCGAAGCCAGUGACGAUGAUUUCAGUAGUGAUGAUGAGGAAGAAAUCACAGAGGCUGUACUUUCUGAAGUUCCAGCAAUUCAAUUUUUGGAAAACCAAUUGAUUAGAAUGAAGGAGGAAUUGGACAAGAUGAAGGCUGAGCACUUGAAGAAAUUGAAGGAGCAGCAAGCAGCAAGGCGCAAGAGAAAGAAGUCACAAUCUGGCAAACGCGGAUCAAAAUCGAAAAAGUCUAGAGAACACUCGCACACGCCAUCGAGUCACCAAAAUCAAAUAAAACUCACACCACCACAACCUGUAGUUACUUAUGAAAUGAAGAAACAGGUUUCAGAAGCGGUCCCCACGCUUUCCGACAAGAAGUUGAAUGCAUUGAUCAAGAUCAUCCAAGACGAUGUCCAAAUUACCAAUGACGAUGAAGUUGAAUUGGAUAUGGAUCAAUUGGGAGACUCAACUGUGCUCAAGCUCUAUGACUUUUUAUUUGGCGAAAAGGCAUCGCAAAAGUCAUUCAAGAGGAAGAAGUUGGCCAGUGGCGGUGCUAAUGCGACUGGUGGAGCUAACCUUGAUGAAAUGGCUCAUUUGAGACAACAGUUGGCCUUGUUUGAUCAAGGUCAUGGACAAACCGCUGAGCAACAAUUUGCCAAUAAUGGUUUCAUGAAUAUAGCACACGAAGAAAGCUCUGAUGAUGAGGCUGCAUCCUCCGAGAGUUCAGAAGAGGAGUAG